ACGGCCCAGCAGCGAGCGCCCAGCCCGGCCCGGCCCCGCCAGCCGCCCCCCAUGGAGGAGCAGCCCCACCACCACCAUCACCACCACCACUAUUACUACUACGGCCACCACCACCACCACCCGCAGAGCGCCUACCUGCCGCCGCCCGACGGCCGAGCCCAGCCCAAGCCGCCGCUCCGCCACGAGCACAAGCACGGCGGCCCGCAGCACACGGAGGCGCCGAAGCGGAGACCAGGCUAUGGAGAGCUAAAUGGUAAUGCAGGAGAACGAGAAGUGUCACUAAAGGGCCUGUGCUCUGAUGAAGCCACCGCCCCAGGAUCCAGGGUACCCAAUGGCAGCCAGCAGCUCGUAGAUUCUAAUGUCACCCCAAAGCAGACUGUGAAGGCCAGUGCUUUGGGGAAAGCUGGAAUCAAAACCAAGAACUUCAUUCAGAAAAAUAGCAUGGACAAGAAGAAUGAGAAGUCCUACGAAAACAAACACAGAGAAAACCAGUCCUCAGACAAGCCAGAGGGAGUGACUAUUCCAAACGGCGUGGUAACCAAUAAUUCCAGCUACAUCACCAAUGGCUACGUAGGCAAAGGGGCCGAUAACGAUGGUAGUGGCUCCGAGAGUGGAUAUACUACGCCGAAGAAACGGAAAGGCAGGCGCAACAGUGCCAAGGGUUGUGAGAACUUGAAUCUAGUACAGGACAAAAUAAUGCAGCAGGAGGUCAGCGCACCAACCUUGAAACAGGAACUUGAGAGUUUCAAGCCUGAUUAUAGUGAGCAAAAGGGGAACCGAAUUGAAAAUACUAAGCCUGUUUGGAAAUACGAGGCUGGGGCUGGUGGAGCAGGCCGGGGAAAGCCUGGGCUCGGGGAUGUACCGCGGAAAAAUUCUGAUGCCAAACCUGGGAUUAGCAGCAAGAAGUUUGAUGACCGGCCCAAAGGGAAGCACGCAUCAUCGGCUACAUCUAAAGAGGACUCAUGGACCUUAUUUAAACCACCCCCAGUUUUUCCAGUGGACAAUAGCAGUGCUAAAAUCGUUCCCAAAAUUAGUUAUGCAAGUAAAGUUAAAGAAAACCUCAACAAAGCAGCUCAAACCCCAUCCACGUCAUCCUCAUCAUCUUCAUCAUCUGCUGGGGAAACUCAGGCCCAAACAUCAAGUCGACUUUCCCAAGUCCCCAUGUCUGCUAUGAAAUCUGUCACUUCUGCCAGCUUCUCGAACGGGCCGAUCCUGGCGGGGACCGAUGGAAAUGUGUAUUCCCCAGGGGCCCAGCCACUGCUCUCCGCUGCUGCUAGUACUGUACCAUCGACCUCCUCCUCUGAGUCCGUACCCCAGGACGUGAGUACAACUUCGACAGCCCUCGAACAAAAGAAAUCUGGCCUUUUUAUCUACCCUUCAAAUAUGCAAACUGUGCUCCUGGGGACGGCGCAAGUCGAUUUCCCUUCGCAGACGAAUCAGCAGAACCUGGGGGAUAUCUUCCAGAAUCAGUGGGGCUUGUCUUUCAUAAAUGAGCCCAGUGCUGGACCUGAAACCGUUGUGGGGAAAUCUGCAGAUAAUCAGUUAAUGGAAGUGACAUUUCAAGGGGAAUAUCCUGCCACUUUGGUUUCACAGUGUGGUGAAAUCAUUCCCUCAGGAACUGAACAACCUGUGUUUCCUAAGGCUUAUGAGCUGGAUAAACGGACUAGCCCUCAAAUUCUUAGUGCUAUUCUUAAGCCUGGGACUGCUGUUGAGGGUGGUGUCUUAGCUUUGGAGUCGCAUCACACAGGUGACCUACAAAAGGCAGACACCGGUAGCCAAGGUGCUUUAGUGUUUCUUUCAAAAGACUAUGAAGUAGAGAAUCCUCUGGCCUCUCCUACGAACAAUUUGCUAGCCUCCGCCAAAGAACAGAGGUACCAGAGAGGCCUAGAAAGGAAAGAUAGCUGGGGUUCUUUUGACCUGAGGGCUGCUAUUCUAUAUCACACUAAAGAAAUGGAAGCGGUUUGGAAUUUGCAGAAGCAAGAUCCCAAAAGGAUAAUCACUUAUGAUGAAGCCAUGGAUCGCCCGGAUCAAUGAAGGUAGCAAGACAAGACUGCCUGUUAUAACCUUUCUGCAGCAUUUGUGCUGUUCGUGGGGGACAAAAAGGCUUUUAUGCUCCUUCUAAAUCUUCAGUGCAGCAGAGGAACCAUAACUAGAAUCACAGGAUAAUAUAUACAAAUAUAUAUAUAGUUAUUUAAAAAUGGCAACUGAAAGUAAUUAGACUUCUUAAGGAAUCUGAAAAUUUAUUUCAACGAGACUACACACGUGAUUAUUUAAUCUCCGGUACUGAAUAGAUUUUUUUUUUUUUCCAUUUUUUUUGUUUUGUUUUUGUUUAAAGAGUGAAUGCAAGUGAUUAAGGAAUACAGACUCAAUUACAAGCCCGGUUACAAAGUUCCUGCUGUCGUCUGCAUGGGCAACAGCAACCCACUGGAGAGGCAUUUCCACUUGACAAGGUUUCUGUUUCUUGUUCUGUGACUGUAGUGACACACUAAUCACAGGGAAAUCAGGAUGAUUCACCAUCCUUCAUCUCCCCUUUCCCUUCCACCUCCCCUGUUUGGUUUCUUUUUUUCUUUUUUUUUUAAUUUUUUUUUUUUCUGAUUUGUUUUCCACUGAAUGCUGGAGAAACGCCUUGAAGUUUGCAGUUUGUUUUUUUUUUUCUUCCAGAGAAUUAUAAUCCGCAUGUUUUGCCAGGAGUAAAGCAGCAAUCCUAUGCUGGUGAUAUUGUCUUAAAAGGAUCAUUCUGCUGAGGGAAAGAUGGUAAUACUGCAGUUCUAGGAUGCAUGGUGAAGUCACACAGUUGACCUGGCUCCUGUUACACGUUGGACUAUUGCAACUGAAGAGUUGUUUCAUUUUAAAAGACAACAUGGGAAAAUAAGCAAUCUGUUUAGGCAUUUAAUAUGGGAAAAAAAAAAACAAAAAAACACCAAAAAAAAAAAAAAAAAAUACCCCACUGUUCCCACAGUUUAAUGCCAUUCUAUUACUGGGAGCAAGGAAAAAAAAAAAAAAAAGACAAAAAAAAUUAUCUUCUGCUUUCAACUGUAGGUGCUUCAUAUUUGCUUUGUCUGUCUCCUAACACUAAAUGUGCUGGAUUUUUUUCCCAUUUUCAUUGGAAAACUGAAGAGGAAUUGAGUUCUGCUAACUUUCACCCUUCUUGAAUUAAUUUUUCUCUUAAAAAAAUUUUCAAAAUAACAAAAAAAGGAAAAAAGUUUAAAAAAAAAUUAAAAAAAUGGGAAUUUGAAUCCUUUUCAAUUUGUCCAUGGAACGCCAAUGGCUGGGCUUCCUGCCCCUUGGAAAUGCUCUUUUAUAUUUUAAUGCAGUCUGUGUAUUUCCGGGCUCUGCUUCUAAUUAUCUCUUAAUAAAAAUAUAUUUUAUUACAAAAAAAUGGAGGACUUAGGAAUGAAAAUAAUAAUUAAAAAAAAAUAAUAAAAAAAUAAUCCCAGGGAAAGGAAAGCUUCCUAGCAGUGGUAGGGAAGGCUGAGCAGAGUGCAGGCUGCAGCUGUGUAACCCCUCUGUCCCAUUGCAAUUUGUGUAAUGUGUCCAAAUCAUCGGGGGGUCGGGUAGUUUUUCUGGGUUUUUUUAAAAAGGUGGAAAAUUCACAGGGUCCAGUGCAAGAGCGAGGAAUUAAUAAAGCAAGAAUGGGUUUGUUGACCAGCCCCAGCUCCUCAUGUACCCAGUGCUCACUGUGGGUGUCUGUGGCCUAAUCCUGGCUCCUGGCUGUCCAAAGCAGCAGCAGUUGGUGUCUCCUAAAAUGAGACUGGACCCUCUGGGGCAUUAUGAGGAAUAGAGAAACCCAGAACUUUGGAGCACCCUUUGUGCUUAGAUCUGUCCACCAAGCCAUCGAGCCACUGUCCGGUCACCAGAGAGUUCCACAGGGCUCCAUCCUCAGCCCAUGUCUCUCCAAUAUCUCAUUAACAACCUGGGUUCAGGACUCAAAGAGUUACUAAUUUUGCUGACACACUAAACUGGGAGGAGCUGUUGACUCCCUCGAGGGCAGAGGGCCCUCAACAAAUUAGAGAUGGGCGAUCACCAACUGUAUGAAGUUUAACGAGGGUGGGUGUCAGAUUCUGCACCUGGGAUGGGCAGCCCUGGAUACUCUGGGAAUGAGAGGCUGGAGAAUGGCACCAGGGAAAGGGAGCUGGUUCAUGGCCUGUUGGAUCUGAGUCAGCAAUGCCCUGGCAGCCAGGAGAGUCAACAGUGUCCUGGGGGGCACCAGCCCAGCAUGACCUGUCCUACUCUGCUCUGCACUGGUGCAGCCUCACCUUGAGUUCUUGGGGCAGUUCUGGGCACCACAAUAUAAAGACCCCUAUUAGAGAGCAUCCCAAGGAGGCCAUGAGGAUGGGGAAGGGUCUGGAGGGAAAGCCUUAUGGGAUCACUUGGUUUCUUCAGCUGGAGAAGAGGAGACUGAAGGGAGACCUCAUUGUGGUCUUCAGCAUCCUCCCGAGGGGCAGCGGAGGGGCAGGUACCAAUCUCUUCACUCUCAUGACCAGUGACAGGGAAUAGCCUGAAGCUGAGUCCCUGUGGGAGGGUUAAGUUGGAUUGCAGGAAAAGAUUCUUCACCCAGAGGGUGGCUGAGCACUGGAACAGGCUCCCCAGGGAAGUGGUCACAGCACCAAACUUGUCUGAGUGCAAGAAGAGUUUGGACAAUGCUUUCAGGCACAGGGUGGGAUUUUCGGGGUGUCCUGCACAGGGCCAGCAGUUGGACUCGAUCCUGGUGGGUCUCAUCCAACUCAGAAUACGAUUCUAUCGCUUUCUUAAUUUUUUUUUUUUAAUUAGGAGUAUGUAGCAUGUGUUUUUGGGUUUUUUAAAUUGUUUUUAUACUUUUAAUAAGAUUGUUCCUGAACGAGACACUGGAGUUCACGGUGGGACAAUGAAACUGAAUUCUGUACCUUGUGUAAGACGCUCGCUUUCUGCCACGCUUAAACAUUUGACUAUGGAUUGCCUACUCCAUUUGAUGUAUCCAAAGCUAUAUAGUAUAAUUCUGAGUGUGAUACUAUAUAGUCAUCAUGUAUUGUAUCAGUCCAGGUUCAGAAAUGUGUGGUUGGCCAGUCGCAAAUACUUCUGUUUCACCUAUAAACUGUACCACCUCUACAGGUGUGUGUAACUUUGAGAUGUAUAACAUGUUUACAGAUGUGCCCGACAUCUAGUCCUCCGACGUUCCUAUUUUCAAUUCUGUCGAGUCUCCCAACUGCUUGCCAAAAGUUGGAAUCGCCUCCAGCUCCGCUGCUGAAGAGCUGGCGUGUUCCUGAGCUUUAAAGUGUUGAACAAACUGGAUGGUGGGGCUGGGAAAAUGAAGGUGGAAGAAAUGUUCUUUUUCCUUUUUUAUUAUUAUUAUUAUUAAUUUCAAAAAGUUGAAGGCUAAUAGCAAAAUUUCCAGUUUGUUUUACCGGCUUUAAGGCUCUGCUGUGUAUUUAUUUGCCUUGUGUAGUCACUUGUCGCCUUAAGGGCUGGGUUCCA
Molecule: messenger RNA, 5451 nt
Organism: Hirundo rustica (Barn swallow)
Lineage: Eukaryota; Metazoa; Chordata; Aves; Passeriformes; Hirundinidae
Gene: NUFIP2
Product: nuclear FMR1 interacting protein 2
Exons: 4
Coding region: 52-2034 (660 amino acids)
Cellular component (GO): cytoplasmic stress granule; nucleoplasm
Molecular function (GO): RNA binding
Source: RefSeq, a predicted model, not a curated record